GUAAGCCUUGUGAAAUUGUCUUAAAGGAUACUGAAUUGUUGUCUUUUUCCCCUAGGUAAUCAGUGAAAAUGGUGAGGUACUCUCUUGAUCCAGAGAACCCCACAAAAUCAUGCAAAUCAAGGGGCUCAAAUCUCCGGGUCCACUUCAAGAAUACCCGGGAAACAGCCCAAGCUAUCAAGGGCAUGCAUAUCAGAAAAGCUACCAAGUAUUUGAAAGAUGUCACAUUGAAAAAACAAUGUGUGCCUUUCCGCCGAUAUAAUGGUGGAGUUGGCAGGUGUGCUCAGGCUAAGCAAUGGGGUUGGACACAGGGUCGGUGGCCCAAAAAGAGUGCCGAGUUCUUGCUGCAUAUGCUUAAAAAUGCAGAGAGUAAUGCAGAGCUGAAGGGUUUGGAUGUGGAUUCUCUUGUCAUUGAGCAUAUUCAGGUUAACAAGGCCCCCAAAAUGCGACGGCGUACUUACAGGGCUCAUGGUCGAAUCAACCCAUACAUGAGUUCUCCUUGCCACAUUGAGAUGAUCCUUACUGAAAAGGAACAAAUUGUUCCUAAACCAGAAGAGGAAGUUGCUCAAAAGAAAAAGAUAUCCCAAAAGAAAUUGAAGAAGCAAAAGCUUAUGGCACGAGAGUAAAUAUGACAGUGCAAAUAAAAGUGAAAUGAAAUGUUUUAACACCAAAAAAAAUUUUUUUAAGUAUUAUCCUUACGUCGAAAUGUUGUACAUGUGUGUGUGGUUUUUUUUAAGGUUUUCUCAAGUUUUGUUGUUAUAUGAUAGAACAUUGAAUUUGAGAGGUAAACUUGAGGGUUGCAACUUGA
Sarcophilus harrisii (Tasmanian devil) is the source of this 805-nucleotide messenger RNA. RefSeq names its product 60S ribosomal protein L17. Gene Ontology annotation, molecular function: structural constituent of ribosome. Lineage: Eukaryota; Metazoa; Chordata; Mammalia; Dasyuromorphia; Dasyuridae. The coding region runs from base 69 to 623 and encodes 184 amino acids. The transcript is spliced from 6 exons. The record is from RefSeq and is a predicted model, not a curated record. Gene Ontology annotation, cellular component: ribosome; cytosolic large ribosomal subunit. Gene Ontology annotation, biological process: cytoplasmic translation.